GAACGUUUAGAAAUGUAGAGCUGACAAUUUCAGAAAUCCUUUUUCACUCAGGUUUCACUCAACUCUGCAGAAAUAUGAAGAAAACAUUUUUAUUCUUGUGUUUAUUUUUAUUUUCGAAUGGUGUGGCAGAGAUCAGUGAUGCAGAUAAAGUGAAAUCGGCGUCAGUAAAUGAAGGAGAUUCUCUUACCCUACACACGGAUGCUGAACUGCAGAACGAUGAUCAGAUAUUUUGGUGGUUUUUAAAUAAGGACAUCCUCUUACUUCAAUUCCAUAAACUGACCAAUAGAACCUCAUUAUAUGACAGCGCUGAUGGGACAUUCAGAGACAGACUGCAUCUAAACCAUAAAACUGGAGAUUUGACCAUCACAAACAUCAAAGCUGAACACACUGGACUUUAUCAAGUAGAGAUUAUCAACCAAAAACCUUCAUAUAAAAGAUUCAAUGUUACUGUCCAUGGUGUGGCAGGGAUCAGUGAUGCAGGUGAAGUGAAAUCGGCGUCAGUAAAUGAAGGAGAUUCUCUUACCCUACACACGGAUGCUGAACUGCAGAACGAUGAUCAGAUAUUUUGGCAAAUUUUAAAUAAGGACAUCCUCUUACUUGAAUUCCAUAAACUGACCAAUAGAACCUCAUUAUAUCACAGCGAUGAUGUGAGAUUCAGAGACAGACUGCAUCUAAACCAUAAAACUGGAGAUCUGACCAUCACAAACAUCAAAGCUGAACACACUGGACUUUAUCAAGUAGAGAUUAUCAACCAAAAACAAUCAUUUAAAAGAUUCAUUGUUACUGUCCAUGGUGUGUUUAAUGAAGAACCAAAGUCUGUAGAUGUGACUCUGUCAGUGAUGGAAGGAGAAGCUGUGACUCUUGAAUCUGGGGUUAUUGAAAUACAGAGAAAUGAUCGAACAUUUUGGAUGUUUGAAGAGACUUGCAUAGCUGAGAUGAAUAAAGAGACGGGCAAAAUGUCAUUAUGUGAUAAAGAAAUUUUUCGAGACAAGCUACUUCUGAACACUCAGAAUGGAGAUCUCACCAUCACAAACAUCAGAAAUAAAAACGCUGGAGUUUAUCAACUAAAUAUUAUUAACAGUGAGAUUUUAUCCAAGACAUUCAUGGUUACUGUCAAUGAAAAUGUUCCACAACCACUUCAAAUAGCACUACUAGCACCUUCUGUCGUUGCGCUCAUAAUCGCUGCAGUGGUUAUCAUUUUAACCAACCUCAGAUUCUUCCAACUGAUGAGGCGCAACAGAUUCUAACCAAUGGCAGAGGCGUAACUUUGUUCUGAAAAGUGGUGGGGACUAAAGUCAAUCGAACAAAUUAUGCAUUAUCUAGAAACAUUAAUUUAUUUUAUGAUUUAUAAUGUUAUAACUAUGUUUGUAAUUAUUUUAUUUAUAUAAAUAAUUAACAGAAACUAUAUUUGUUCCAUUAUAUUGGCACUCUUGGUAAGUAUGACCAAAAAAGCUUAUUUUAUUUUACCUUUUGAUCUUUUGCUCAAAAAAUAUAUAUAAAAAACUCUGCUCUUAUUGUAAACAAACUACUGCAAACACAACAAAGCUUUGUUUAAUACACACUAUUUUGCCAAAAGUUUUUUAUAUGCACAUGAACCUGAAUGACAUCCCAUUCUUAAUCCAUUGGGUUUGAUAUGGAGUUGGCCCUGCAUCCUUUGCAGCUAUAACACUCUUCAACUCUUUUUGGAAGACUUUCUACAAGGUUUAGGAGUGUGUUUAUGGGAAUUUUUGAUCAUUCUUCUAAAAGCAUUUGUAUGGUCAGACACUGAUGUUGGACAAGAUGGCCUUGCUUGUAGUCUCGCUCUAAUUCAUCCCAAAGAUAUUUUAUUGGGUUGAGGUCAGGACUCCACCAAACUCACUCAUCCAUGUCUUUGUGGACCUUGCUUUGUGCACUAGUGCACAGUCAUGUUGGAACAGGAAGGGCCCAUCCCCAAACUGUUCCCACAAAGUUGGAAGCAUGAAAUUGUCCAAAAUGUUUUGGUAUGAUGAAGCAUUAAGAGUUCCUUUCACUUGAAAUGAUUGGAACACAUGAAUUCAAUGAUAUGGAGGGGUGUCCCAAAACUUUUGGCAAUAUAGUGUAUCUUGCCAUAGUGCCAACCUGUUGCCUCUGGUGAAAAAUGGUCUGGUCAUAACAUUUCACAUUAUGUGGACUGCAAAAAAUAUGUAACACCAACAGAGGGCAACAGUAACUGCUGAAAAGACAGACAAACUUUGAUCCCAAGAAAUUGUCACAUCAUUCACAACAUCCAGCAUAGAAUAGUCUAAGUUAGAAGUACAGUUCAAAUUUGUUGUGUAAUAUAUACAGUACAUGUGUGUAACUAUACUCUUUAUAAAUGUGCUUUGUGUUUUAAUGUAUUAGUUUAUUUAAGUGUUAGGGUGUCUGAUACCAAAAAUUGUGCAUGUUCUUAACUACACUGUCAGAUGAAAUUGUCAAAAAAAAUAGUAGUCCCUGACUUUCAUUGGGAUGGUUCCAAAUAUAUAAAUGGUACGUAUUAGGACUUUUUUUAAAGUACUGUCCCAGUUACAGCUUUUUUAGCAUGUUUUGACCAUUUUCUCUGACAGAAUUGAUUGUUCUCAGUAAACCAUUAGUACUUUUUUAAAUUAAAAUGAACAGUUUAAUCACAAUAAAACAAAUCUGGAAAUCUAAGAAAAAUCAUUUAGACACCUUCAGUGGUGUGUUGUUGAUUAUCAAAAAAAAUUAUUUAUACCUGUUGUUUACUAAAUUGUUUGUAAAAAAUUUACAGCUAUAUACCUCUACAAUAAAGUUUGUGGGUGUUAAAAAGUUUAAAAGUAGCAUGCUUUGAGUAGAGCAUUUUGUAGAGAAACUUGUAAACUUGAAUGUAAAUUCUUAAAUUAAGAUUAUUUUUCUUAAUGAGCAAAUAUGUACCAUUUAGGUACAGAUUGGAACUUUUUAAAAGGUAACGUUACCGCCCCAAAUUUUGAAAGUAGA
Molecule: messenger RNA, 2949 nt
Organism: Paramisgurnus dabryanus
Lineage: Eukaryota; Metazoa; Chordata; Actinopteri; Cypriniformes; Cobitidae
Source: RefSeq, a predicted model, not a curated record